Coregonus clupeaformis (lake whitefish) is the source of this 1265-nucleotide messenger RNA. Its product is annotated as alpha-2Db adrenergic receptor-like. Gene Ontology annotation, cellular component: membrane. Lineage: Eukaryota; Metazoa; Chordata; Actinopteri; Salmoniformes; Salmonidae. The coding region runs from base 1 to 1248 and encodes 415 amino acids. Gene Ontology annotation, biological process: adenylate cyclase-activating adrenergic receptor signaling pathway. The record is from RefSeq and is a predicted model, not a curated record. Gene Ontology annotation, molecular function: adrenergic receptor activity. The transcript has a single exon.
AUGGAUAUAACACCAACAACUUUUGCUGCGCCGAACUCAUCAGAGGAUACUAAUUGCACGAGUGCCCCGAGACCUCCGCCUCACUCCCAGAGCGAGGCCGUCUUCAUCGUGCUCGUGGUCACUGUUAUCAUUCUGGUGACAAUCGUGGGGAAUGUACUGGUUGUAGUGGCCGUUUUCACCAGCCGUGCGCUCCGUGCGCCUCAGAAUCUCUUCCUUGUCUCCUUGGCAUCGGCAGAUAUCUUAGUGGCCACCUUGGUCAUACCUUUCUCCCUCGCCAACGAGGUCAUGGGUUACUGGUACUUUGGGAGCACCUGGUGUGCCUUCUACCUGGCCCUUGACGUCCUCUUCUGCACGUCCUCCAUUGUGCACCUCUGUGCCAUAAGCCUGGACAGGUACUGGUCUGUAACCAAAGCUGUUAGCUAUAACCUGAAGAGGACGCCCAAGCGUAUUAAGUGUAUGAUCACCGUGGUCUGGGUCAUAUCAGCGAUCAUCUCUUUCCCACCAUUGCUUAUGACCAAACACGACGAGCAGGAGUGCUUGCUCAACAGCGAAACAUGGUAUAUUCUCUCGUCUUGCCUGGUCUCAUUUUUCGCCCCUGGACUAAUCAUGAUUCUGGUGUAUUGUAAAAUAUAUAGAGUGGCCAAGCAGCGCGCAUCAACCGUGUUCGCGGCCAAGAACGGGAUGGAGAGACAGCCUUUGGAGUCGGAAACUUGCUUUGUGCCCAGGGGCAAAUUUGAGUUGGAGAGCCCCAGCAGCCCCAGUUUAGGUGGCCACCCGCGGAAAGGAGAGCUGGACGAUAUAGACCUGGAGGAGACCUGCGUCGCCGAUAGCAAAUCCAAUAAAUGGCACUUCUCCAAGAGAGGGAAAGUGGAGGGCGCGAACGCGUUCACAAAACAGAGUUGCCGCGCGCCAUCGGCUUCAAACCGCAACGCACAGCUCUCUCAGGACCAAAGGACGAGACAGAUGUCACUGUCAAAGACAAAACUGGCACAGAUGCGUGAAAAGCGCUUUACAUUUGUCCUUGCAGUGGUGAUGGGGGUGUUUGUACUCUGCUGGUUCCCAUUCUUUUUUACAUACAGUCUGCACGCAAUAUGCAGAGAUAGUUGCCCGAUUCCGGAUGUUCUCUUCAAUCUGUUUUUCUGGAUUGGUUACUGUAACAGUUCAGUGAACCCUAUAAUUUAUACAAUAUUUAAUCGCGAUUUUCGGAGAUCUUUCAAGAAGAUCAUAUGCCAGACUUCACACACAUAAUGUUUAUUCAAUUUCUC